Messenger RNA from Macrosteles quadrilineatus (aster leafhopper), 2383 nucleotides. RefSeq names its product dnaJ homolog subfamily A member 1-like. Bases 201 to 1406 code for a protein of 401 amino acids. The transcript is spliced from 8 exons. Gene Ontology annotation, molecular function: ATP binding; Hsp70 protein binding. NCBI's taxonomy places the organism in Eukaryota, Metazoa, Arthropoda, Insecta, Hemiptera, Cicadellidae. Gene Ontology annotation, cellular component: cytoplasm; cytosol. The record is from RefSeq and is a predicted model, not a curated record. Gene Ontology annotation, biological process: protein refolding; response to heat.
UUUGAUAAAAUUGUCGUCAUCGUCGUCCGUCGGCCGAAACCGAACAUUCAUUUACUGGUUGUUGGUUCAUGGCGAUUAGCUUUGUUCCUACGAACACGGUUUAGAAAGAGGUCGUAUCUACAUCGUGUUUUGUUAAAAACUGUGAUAUUUGGUUUGCAUAAUCGAGCUUAAAUUAUUUAAGGUACAACUGUGAUUACAAAAUGGUUAAAGAAACAACAUUUUAUGACGUGCUAGGUGUAAAACCCAACUGUUCAACAGAUGAGUUAAAGAAAGCAUACAGAAAGUUAGCUUUAAAGUACCAUCCGGACAAAAAUCCCAAUGAAGGAGAGAAGUUCAAACAAAUCUCACAAGCUUACGAGGUGCUGAGCAACCCCGAGAAAAGAGCCAUCUACGAUAAGGGUGGCGAACAAGCUCUGAAGGAGGGUGGAGGUGGACCAGGGUUCGGCUCAAACCCAAUGGACAUCUUUGAAAUGUUUUUCCGAGGAGGGUUCGGUGGUAGAAGAGGAGAGCCCAGAGAGCGCAGGAGCAAGGAUGUGGUUCAUCAGCUAUCAGUCUCCCUAGAAGAUCUAUACAAAGGCGCGGUUCGCAAACUCGCUCUAGAGAAGAAUGUUAUCUGUGAGAAGUGUGAAGGACGAGGAGGAAAAAAAGGAUCUGUAGAAAAGUGUGGAACAUGCGGAGGUUCAGGGAUUCAAAUUCAGAUUCAACAGUUAGGGCCAGCUAUGAUACAACAGAUCCAGAGCGUGUGCAGUGACUGUCACGGCCAGGGAGAGAAGAUCCCAGCAAAGGACAGAUGCAAGACCUGCCAGGGAAAGAAGACUGUCAGAGAUCGCAAGAUCCUAGAAGUGCAUGUGGACCCAGGAAUGUCAGAUGGGCAGAAAAUUACAUUCUCAGGAGAAGGGGACCAAGAACCAGGCUACAAACCUGGUGACAUCAUCAUUGUACUAGAUGAAAAAGACCACCCUAGGUUCAAGCGAUCUGGGAAUGAUCUAAUCCUAAGAAUGCAGAUUGAACUGGUGGAAGCGCUAUGUGGUUUCCAAAAAGUAGUCCACACCCUUGAUGAUAGAGAUCUCCUUAUUACAGCCAUACCAGGUGAAAUCACAAAACAUGGAGAUGUGAAGUAUGUUCUUGGAGAGGGUAUGCCUCAGUACAAGAACCCGUUUGAAAAGGGUCGUCUCAUCAUUCAGUUCCUGGUCAACUUCCCAACUAGCCUACAACCUGACGCCAUUCCUAGACUAGAAACUUGCCUGCCUCCUAGACCAGAACAGAUGAUCCCGGACAACGCAGAGGAGUGUAUGUUGGUAGAGAUGGAUCCUGACUCGGAGAACAGACGUCGGGAUUACCGCAACGCUUGUGACGAAGACGAAGGUGGUCACGGACCUUCAAGAGUCCAGUGCGCAACUCACUAAACAUUGACCACAGACCAUUCCCAACACACAGUCCAAGUCUCAGUUGCAACAUUCAUGACUUUGGGACUAUUUAAUCCAUGGUUAUAAGUACACCACUUAUUUUGCUAUCUGUACUUGUAGUUCAAAAUUGUUUUUUAUAAUAAGGUUUUAAUAUGUUUUCAUAAUAUAUUUAGUGGUAGUUUGUUCUCAAAGAAUGUUCUCGUUUGUGUGAUUACAAACAUCUCACAACACUGGUAAAAUAAUGUUUCAUUCCACAUUAUUGUUAUUGUUUUUUUACUUUGGAAAUUAUUGUUUAAACUAUCUUGAAAGCCAGAAACUGUCUGGAAGCCAGAAUUAAUUUCAAGGUGACCAUGCGACCUGGAAAGCGGGAAAACCAGGAAUCUGCUUCCAAAAAUGUGGAAAAUGCUAAUGGGUUAAUUCAAUUAAUUUAGCACCUUUGAGCCAUUUUUAAUUUACUAGUUAGUAAAAAUAAGCAAGAAUCAUUUUUUAUAAAGAGUUUUUAUCAUGUUAGUAUCAUGUUUUAUAAAUCAUUUUUUAAUCUAUAUCUUUAAUUUUAAUCUCAAAAACCUGGGAUUGGCCUUAAAUUGUAUUUUAUUGGGUGCUGGACACCCUGUAAAUGAAGUUUAUAUGCACAUUAUUAGGGUAUUUCACAUUUUAGUUAAGCAGUAUUUGCGUAUAAAAUAAUGUCAUUAAAUGAAUUUUUAUCUGUUUUAUUUUUAGUUGUUUUAACCAUAGAUUGGAUUUAUAAUUCCAUUAUUAGGGUAUUUUAAAAGCAGUAUUUUUUAUCAAAAUUUCAUUUAAUGAAUUUUAACUGGUUUUUUAGUUGUUUUAACCAUAUAUUAGAUUUAUAAGUUAUGAAAUAACUUGAUCUGUAUCGCCGUGGCUACUUAGAUAAAAUAUCUAUUUUAAGUUCCUUAAUUUGGUUUUUUGUUGUAAUGUUAUCUCUUGUGAAAAAUGUAAUAAAGUGAUGAUACAUA